Vigna radiata var. radiata (mung bean) is the source of this 1026-nucleotide messenger RNA. RefSeq lists its product as uncharacterized. The record is from RefSeq and is a predicted model, not a curated record. The transcript has a single exon. NCBI's taxonomy places the organism in Eukaryota, Viridiplantae, Streptophyta, Magnoliopsida, Fabales, Fabaceae. Bases 1 to 1026 code for a protein of 341 amino acids.
AUGCUCGUUACACAGGUUCUGAAUGAAAACAACUACUCUUCUUGGAGUAGAAGUAUGAGGAGAGCCUUGCUUUCCAAGAAUAAAAUAAAGUUUGUUGAUGGGUCCAUAAAGAAACCCCAGAAAACUGAUACACUGUUUGAUGCAUGGGAAAGGUGCAACAUGAUGAUUUUAUCUUGGAUAACAAAGGCUCUUUCACCACACAUUGCUGAAAGCGUCAUAUAUGCUGAAGAAGCUAAGGAUUUAUGGGAUGAACUGAAAGAAAGGUUCUCUAAAGGUGAUUAUUUCAAGAUUUCAGACCUGCUUCAGGAUAUACAUUCUAUCAAACAAGGAGAAAGGGGAGUGAGCCAGUUCUUCACAGAUCUGAAGAUUCUGUGGGAAGAGUUAGAGUCCCUAAGACCCAUACCAACCUGCACAUGCCAGGUCCCAUGUAGCUGUGAUCUUUCAAGGAUAUUCUUGAAGUACAGAGAAAUGGAACAUGUGAUAUGUUUCUUAAAAGGUCUUAAUGAUUCUUACAGUACAAUCAGAACACAAAUUCACCUCAUGGAUCCUCUUCCCAAUAUCAAUAGGGUCUUCUCUCUUAUUAUGCAACAAGAAAGACAAGAAAAGCAAGGUGUUGUUGAUAUCAAAGCUCUAGCCAGUAUGACUGACAGAAACAAUCAAUGGAGAAACCAGGGAAACCAAGGAAGAGGUUAUGGAACCCGUGGUCAAGGAAGAGGAAGGGGAAGAAAUCCUAACUAUGGCAAACAAUGUUCAUAUUGUAACAAAAUGAAUCACACCAUAGACGAGUGUUAUUCUAAGCACGGGUAUCCACCGUGGUACAAGAAAGGAGACAACAACCAAGAAAAGAGGAGUGACUGGAGUUCUGUGAAUAUUUGUCAGAACAGUACCGAACCAGAAGGGACUCAAAACACACAACAGACUGGUAAUAGCAAUGUUUUUAAUUCAUUCACAACUGAACAAAUGGAAAAACUUCUCAGAAUGAUAGAUAGAGCUGAUGAAUCCUCUCACAAAAUCAAUCAAGUUUAA